AUGUUACUGUUACAGAACCAGAUUUUCCCACUGGACAUGACACCUGAUUCUGUUGACGACAAAUAUGAGGGCUGCAGAGACGAAGCCUUUAAGAGGGUGGAUGGCUACUACCUCCCACAUGAGAAAACCACCACCACUAACUUCAGAAGAGCCUGGGACAUAGCAGAGAAACAUGCAUCCAAUCCAAAAGAUGGUCUGCAAAAAGUGCAUUCCAUCGCUAUGUAUUUGUUCACAAAUAACAAACCCCAACCUCCCUCUGAAUCCAUCUACAUAGACUUCAACGAAGCAGUUAGACGAGGCAGACAUGGGUAUGGAACGUCAUUCCAGUACCAUUCCCUGCACUUCUAUCUAACCGACGCCAUUCAGAUUCUCAAACAAAGUCAAACAACAUGUAGGACCACCUACUUUAGAACAAACGUAACGUUUGAUCAGGAUGUUGACAACGAAGAAAUGCGCUUUGGUUAUUUUGUCUCAAGUUCUUUACGUAAGACCUUAUACCAUUUUGGAGACACAUCCUGCUUUGAGAUCAACACAUGUUUUGGUGUUAACCUGACAUAUUACUCUGCCUAUGCAAACGAGGGGGACGUUUUGAUUCCUCCCUAUGAGGUAUUCAAAGUGACCAACGUCCAGACAAAGGCAGCAGUCGGUAACCUGUGGUGUAAAGUCGUCUACACUCUAAAGAGCACUAGGAAAUGGAAGAGUGACCUGAAUUGUAAAGCAAUAGAUACAGGCUCCUGCUACAUAAAGCUAUUGACUAUGUUCAUAGUCACAAUAGUGUUCAUAUAUUUACAACACUGAAUCAGACUGCACAGAUAGCAGCUCUGUAGGGAGGAUUAUUUAGAAUGAAAGAAUAUAGUCAUCAAAUCAAAGAAAUGUAAUAUACACAACUAAAAUAUUGUAUUAAAGAAAUGUAAUAUACACAACAACUGAAAUAUUGUAUUAA
Messenger RNA from Salvelinus fontinalis (brook trout), 943 nucleotides. Its product is annotated as ecto-ADP-ribosyltransferase 5-like. The transcript has a single exon. NCBI's taxonomy places the organism in Eukaryota, Metazoa, Chordata, Actinopteri, Salmoniformes, Salmonidae. The coding region runs from base 1 to 798 and encodes 265 amino acids. Gene Ontology annotation, molecular function: NAD+-protein-arginine ADP-ribosyltransferase activity; NAD+ poly-ADP-ribosyltransferase activity. The record is from RefSeq and is a predicted model, not a curated record.